Messenger RNA from Aspergillus campestris IBT 28561, 1266 nucleotides. RefSeq lists its product as uncharacterized. The coding region runs from base 1 to 1266 and encodes 421 amino acids. NCBI's taxonomy places the organism in Eukaryota, Fungi, Ascomycota, Eurotiomycetes, Eurotiales, Aspergillaceae. The transcript is spliced from 2 exons. The record is from RefSeq and is a predicted model, not a curated record.
AUGAUCGAUGUGGCCACAGACUAUCUACAGAAGCUGAAUGCAUUCGAUUAUUACGCCUCUGUGGUUACUGGGCUGGUGCAGGUGUCAGCCUUCCACCACGACAGCGAUGAUUUGAUUGUCCAUCGGUGCCUCAUCGCUGCGCACGCUCUGUCCGAGGGUUAUAUCGGGGCCAAACAGAGUGAACUCGCCUCCGCUGAUUAUCCGCAUGGAGUCGAGCCUGUCCGCUAUCCCAAAGACGAUGUAAAACAAGACGUGCUGCGGACAGUCAAGGGCCCGAUCCUCGGACAUCAUCAGAUCAUAACAUGCAAUGCUGCCAUGUGUUUUGAUACUGCGAUGCAUCCCAAGCUGGCCUUUGUCUCGUACAAAGAAAAUUUGUGCUGGUUGGUCGACUGGGCGCUAGCCCACCGUGAAGACAAAGAUAUCCUGGCCAAACUCAAUACCAUUGUCGACUCGAACUCCACCAGCCCUCCUACGGCUAAUAACGGGGACCUCUCAUAUCAAGAAUCGAUCCCCACCCAAGGACUCGAGCUUUCUUGGAGAGUUCGCAAUGAAAUCGGAAAUGAAUUUACCCACUGGCUGGCCAAGAUGGACGAAGUGGUCAAAGAAUCCACUGAUCCCUCACUGCUUCACACGGGUGUCCUCUGUACCACAAAUACUUUGGUUCGGAAGGUGCUCGUGGCAAGUGUUGCGUACGGAUCCUGGCAGUUCUGGCCCACCCCUCGGCCCUUGACGUUUGACGACUACACCGAACUGGUUUGCGCAUUCAUUGGUGCGAUGGUACGCGGCUGGGCCGUCGACCACGAUUCAGAAGCUUCAAUCAGGGAGCACAACUCGCUGAACUGGGUAUGCAAAGACUGCUCGACGGCUCUGACAAGCGAGGCCUUGGGUCCCGCCAACGCCAGAGCCACCCGAGAUGAUACUAUUAUGCGGUAUGCCUGGGGUCCACAGACUUAUUUCUUUGUUGCUAUGCGACAUCACGGGUUCGCACGUCGGGUAGACAACCUCCUAGAGAAAAGCACCGACCUAGCAUAUCAUAAACCGGCCAGGCAGAUCACUCCGUACUGCGCUCCCAUCGUGGCCGGUGAUAACGUCCCGAUCAUCGUCACCAAACUGCUCGCCUUGUGUGGCAUCCAACUCGACGAUUCCUACAUCGACCUUGGAGAGAAGGAAUGGGACUGCCAGCCCCGAAUGUGUUCUGAGUGCCAAUUUGACGGCUACCAAGCACAGUUGUUUAUGGUCUCUGUUGGCACGGCUCGUUCAGACUAG